AUGGCUUCGGAAAGCCUGUUGCCAUCUAGCCUUAGCACUGUUGGUUUGAACGCAUGGCAAGAAAACAUUCAACACACCAUCGCAUCUGGAGCAAGUUAUAAUGAAUCCUUUUGUGUCACCUGCCCCAAUGUUGAGGGCGCAGAAGAAUACUGUGCAGACUAUGACAAACUGCGUGGCCAGGGUGUCUCACUCAAGAUUUUCACUGCUGCAAAUCUGAGUGAGGCUCUGCAGUUUGAAUACGCGCUUGUGCAGAAUCCGCUGGACGAGCUACCUUACCACAAACUCAACUACGAUGUCUCGCUCCUUGACUGCGCUGAUCCGCUUGACCAUGCCUUGCUUUAUGGCAUCGGUUUCAACACCGAAAAUCACCGUGAAAUUACGGAUCAAUCCAUGUCGGCCGAAGACAGGAAGCACAAAGUUGAUUUAUGUCCCGGAUACAAGGGUGGGCUAAGAGUAUCGUUCAAAGCAGAGGAGAGCUGCGACGGUGACGUCUGUGAGCCGAUCGACUGUAACGAAGACGAUUGGUGUAAGAUAUAUUUCUUUCAGCGAACGAGGGACGGAGAGCCGAGUUUGAGCUGUGGCGGAGAGUUCAGGGGAAAUGUGGUAUUGGAUCUUUGUGUGGCUAGUGCUGGUGCCAAUAUCAAUACUGAGGCUGGCAGCAAAUAG
Alternaria alternata is the source of this 666-nucleotide messenger RNA. RefSeq lists its product as hypothetical. The transcript has 2 exons. The record is from RefSeq and is a predicted model, not a curated record. Bases 1 to 666 code for a protein of 221 amino acids. NCBI's taxonomy places the organism in Eukaryota, Fungi, Ascomycota, Dothideomycetes, Pleosporales, Pleosporaceae.